Suillus discolor is the source of this 893-nucleotide messenger RNA. RefSeq lists its product as uncharacterized. The transcript is spliced from 5 exons. NCBI's taxonomy places the organism in Eukaryota, Fungi, Basidiomycota, Agaricomycetes, Boletales, Suillaceae. The record is from RefSeq and is a predicted model, not a curated record. The coding region runs from base 154 to 798 and encodes 214 amino acids.
CAGAUGUAGUGAGUAUUCUGCGCUUAUGUCUGUUAUUACCCCUCCUAAUUACCUGCCUACGUACAAGGCAAUAUUACCAACUUCAUACUAAAUUCAGCAAAUGUGAUCGUGACUGCUAUUUUGGGUGUCAUCACGGUUGUUCGGUUAUAUGCCAUGUAUCAAGGAUCGAGAAACAUGCUUAUCUUUCUCAUUGCAGUCUUCCUGACUGCCAACAUCACCUCUGCAGUGGUCGCUGGAGUAAUUCUCAGGAAUACUUCAGGGGGUAAAGUUCUAGUUAAUAUAUAUGAAAGAUUCAGGCUGACCCAGCGAAUAUUAGAGGAGCUCAUUCUCUCUGGCACCUAUCAAUGCAGUUUCAGCACCACGUAUGACCCAAAUCUGAUAUUGGUGAUCCAGAUACUCAACACUGUAUGGGAGGUCCUCGCACUGUGUCUUGCUGUCUGGAUUGCUGUAAAACAAUUCCGUGACUUGCGACAAUUCGGAAAGUCGACCCUUGGGGACUGUCUCAGAGAGUUACUAAAAUCUCACGUAUUUUACUUUGGAAGUUUUUUUGCUGCAUCUUGCUUGAACUUCGGUUCUCUUGCUCCAACAAUCGCGGACUCAAAUUCCAUGGGAGCCAUGAUAUAUUCUGGCAUUUCUGUCAUCAUCGCUAUGGUGCAGAUGUUUGUACUUGGUCCACGCCUCAUCCUCGACGUUCGAGAAGUCCACGCUAAGCUUGUAGGCGACUCCGACGCAGGAACGAACAUGACUUCAAUUAUUUUCCAAGAGCAAGUACACGUGUCAACUGGCAGUUGCGUGUAGCACGGGAAUCUCUGUUGGGUGCUAUGUAGGGAGCAGGAGAAGUUUCUUGGGAGGUCAGGUAUUUAAAUAAGUUAUGUUCCGAACAUGGUCCAAAG